AUGGCAAUAGGCGUUGGUUCGGGCAGUAAACAGGAAUACGAGGCCAAACUGGAACUGUUUGACGAGAUAAAUACCGAAGACUCUAAAUUCAUAGUGAGAGACAGGGGAACAGAGUUUGUGUUAAUCAAAGCAAAAGAGGGCCCGUAUUGGAAGCGACUCCUCAAAGACCAGCAGAAGUUUCAUUGGCUUAAGAUUGACUUCAAUAAGUGGAAGGCAGAGGACGACUCUGACGAUGAGGCCGCCGGUGGUGGCGGCGGCGGACCCGGAGGUAUGGGCGGCGGCGGCGACUUCGAGGAGAUGAUGAGACAAAUGGGAGGUCUCGGAGGAAUGGGUGGUAUGGGAGGUAUGGGCGCAGGAAUGCCUGAUUUGGGCGAUUUAGACGACAAAGAGGGCGAAGACGGCGGCGCAGACAGUGAUGACGAAGAAUUGCCAGAAUUAGAGGAUAAAAACUAAUGUUUGAUUAAAUUUUGUAAAUACAAAAAUGAGUCAAACAUAUUGAGCCACAAAUCUGUACAGCAUUUGAAACAAUUCAUUAAAUUCCUGUCAAUUAAUACAAAAGAAUUCCUCUCAAUAUAUAUUAUAAUUAUAUUGGAAAUGAAAAAUGCA
Medioppia subpectinata is the source of this 606-nucleotide messenger RNA. NCBI's taxonomy places the organism in Eukaryota, Metazoa, Arthropoda, Arachnida, Sarcoptiformes, Oppiidae. The record is from the annotation of a GenBank genome assembly.